This is a messenger RNA of Vicugna pacos (alpaca), 10022 nucleotides long. It is a transcript of the gene SV2C, whose product is annotated as synaptic vesicle glycoprotein 2C. Gene Ontology annotation, cellular component: synaptic vesicle membrane. The record is from RefSeq and is a predicted model, not a curated record. Gene Ontology annotation, biological process: chemical synaptic transmission; transmembrane transport. NCBI's taxonomy places the organism in Eukaryota, Metazoa, Chordata, Mammalia, Artiodactyla, Camelidae. Gene Ontology annotation, molecular function: transmembrane transporter activity.
AUGGAAGACUCCUACAAGGAUAGGACUUCCCUGAUGAAGGGUGCCAAGGACAUUGCCAGAGAGGUGAAGAAACAGACGGUAAAGAAAGUGAAUCAAGCAGUGGAUCGGGCCCAGGAUGAGUACACCCAGAGGUCCUAUAGUCGGUUCCAGGACGAGGAAGAGGAAGAUGACUAUUACCCACCCGGAGAAACCUACAAUGGGGAGGCCAACGAUGAUGAAGGCUCCAGUGAAGCUACUGAGGGUCACGAUGAAGAUGAUGAAAUCUACGAAGGGGAGUAUCAGGGCAUCCCCAGCAUGAACCAAGGGAAAGACAGCAUCGUGUCAGUGGGGCAGCCCAAGGGCGAUGAGUACAAGGACCGCCGGGAGCUGGAGUCCGAGAGGAGAGCUGACGAGGAAGAACUAGCCCAGCAGUAUGAGCUGAUAAUCCAAGAGUGUGGCCACGGCCGCUUUCAGUGGACCCUUUUCUUUGUCCUGGGCAUGGCCCUGAUGGCGGACGGCGUGGAGGUGUUUGUCGUGGGCUUCGUGUUGCCCAGCGCUGAGACAGACCUGUGCAUACCAGACUCCGGAUCCGGGUGGCUGGGCAGCAUAGUGUACCUCGGGAUGAUGGUGGGGGCGUUCUUCUGGGGAGGACUGGCGGACAAAGCGGGAAGGAAGCAGUCUCUUCUGAUCUGCAUGUCUAUCAACGGAUUCUUUGCCUUCCUUUCGUCAUUUGUCCAAGGUUAUGGCUUCUUUCUCUUCUGUCGCUUACUUUCUGGAUUCGGGAUUGGAGGAGCCAUUCCCACCGUGUUCUCCUACUUUGCGGAAGUGCUGGCCCGAGAGAAGCGGGGCGAGCAUCUGAGCUGGCUAUGCAUGUUCUGGAUGAUCGGCGGCAUCUAUGCCUCUGCCAUGGCCUGGGCCAUCAUCCCGCACUAUGGAUGGAGCUUCAGCAUGGGGUCGGCCUACCAGUUCCACAGCUGGCGUGUGUUCGUCAUCGUCUGCGCUCUCCCCUGCGUCUUCUCAGUGGUGGCCCUCACGUUCAUGCCUGAAAGCCCACGGUUCUUGCUGGAGGUUGGAAAACAUGAUGAAGCCUGGAUGAUUCUGAAGUUAAUUCAUGACACAAACAUGAGAGCACGGGGUCAGCCUGAGAAGGUCUUCACGGUAAACAGAAUCAAAACCCCAAGACAAAUAGAUGAGCUGAUUGAAAUUGAGAGUGACACGGGAACAUGGUACAGGAGGUGUUUUGUUCGGAUCCGCACAGAACUGUAUGGAAUUUGGUUGACUUUCAUGCGAUGUUUCACCUACCCAGUCCGGGACAACACCAUAAAGCUCACCAUUGUUUGGUUCACCCUGUCCUUUGGGUACUACGGAUUAUCCGUUUGGUUCCCUGAUGUCAUUAAACACCUGCAGUUGAACGUGUUGAGAAAUAGCCAGAAACUUGUUUCGAAUGUCACUAUUAACUUUACAAUGGCGAAUCAGAUUAAUUCUGGAAUGGAAUACUACAAUGUCAGAUUCCAAGGGAUCAAGCUCAAAUCUGUAACUUUCAAAGAUUCGGAUUUUAAGUCCUGUGUCUUUGAGGAUGUGACUUCAGCUGACAUCUACUUCAAGAACUGCACAUUUAUUAAUUCUUCUUUUAACAACACAGAUUUUGAGCCAUAUAAAUUCAUCGACAGCGAAUUUCAGAACUGCUCAUUUGCUCACAACAAGACAGGAUGCCAGAUUACCUUUGAUGAUGACUAUAGUGCCUACUGGAUUUAUUUUGUCAACUUCCUGGGGACACUGGCCGUGUUGCCAGGGAACAUCGUGUCUGCUCUCCUGAUGGACAGAAUCGGGCGCUUGACGAUGCUAGGUGGCUCCAUGGUGCUCUCGGGGAUCAGCUGUUUCUUCCUUUGGUUUGGCACCAGCCAAUCCAUGAUGAUAGGCAUGCUGUGUCUGUACAACGGAUUGACCAUCUCAGCCUGGAACUCUCUUGAUGUGGUCACCGUGGAACUGUACCCCACAGACCGAAGGGCGACAGGCUUUGGCUUCUUGAAUGCACUAUGCAAAGCAGCGGCCGUCCUUGGAAACUUAAUAUUCGGCUCCCUGGUCAGCAUCACCAAAGCAAUCCCCAUUCUGCUGGCCUCCACUGUGCUCGUGUGUGGAGGACUGGUGGGUUUGCGCCUUCCUGACACACGAACCCAGGUCCUGAUGUAAUGGGAAAAAAGCCAUCCGUCCAGUGUUUCUGUCUCCUGCCCCGUGUCAACGCUCCUGAAUGACUCAAGGCUCCAGAUUUUUCAGAUCGAGGAAGGUGGUCAAAUACCAGAACACGAACUCUUGCUGUGACAAAAAUUCAGCUGUAUACCAUCUUGCUCCUUAAAUGUGAUUUUGCACAGUUUUUUUUUUUCCAUGCAUUGUUGUCUUUCCUAACUAGGAUGCUACUGCCUCCCCAAAAUCAGGGGAAGCAUUUUUCAGAUGUCCCAGUCCACCAGGUCAUCCUGAGAUUCUGCUCGCUGAAAAUAUAGAAGCUAAGAAGAGGACUGGGCUGCUGUAAGAAGCAGAUCCUGCCCCUAACUCAGCAUUCCCAGGGAAGAUAAGCUGGCAUUUUAUUAUUAUUGCGUUUGUGCUGAGGAGAGGGAUUCUUUUUUUUUUUUCAAACAGAGUGAUAUUUCCUGUUUACUUAGAAAAGGACACCCAGCAAUUCUUGCUGUUACAGCAGAGCCUUUCAAAAAAAGCCAUGUGGUACCAAACAGAGCUGGGUGGGGCUCUUUUCAGGCAUGACAAUGAAGGUGACUCUGCUGACAAGAAAAACAGAGGCACUGCCGUUAGCAGCAAAGAUCUGAGUGAGCUGCAGAAGCAAGAUUUCUGCCAGAGAGCCCAGUGAAGCUUCUGAAAAACAGGAGAAAAAGUGAUCGUAAUCGUGUCUGUGAUUGUGGCAUGCGGUUCAGACUGUCAGAAAAGUCAGAGCUCAGAGAGAUCUUCUGCCUCCGUUCGCCCCCGCCCCCGCCCCACUCACAGCUGCCACUGAUCUUGCCAGAUAGCGGAGUCACAGAGGAAAAAAGCCACUUUCUCAAAACAGGGUCUGCCCACCUGAGUCUGCCCUUCAUCCAGACUCUCUAGUCUAAAGAUCGUCAGUCAUCUAAGUUGUUGUAAGUUGCAGAUGAGGAAGAAAUUCACACCUAAAGCCAUGUGUCAAUGUCAAAGGAUACCUCAGGGUUGGGUACCAAUUUCCAGAGGGCUGGUGCCCCCGGGGAAUUGACAUUGGCCUAAUCAGCAUCACCCAAGUGGGUCCCAUUUCGCUAGAUUUUCUCUGGGCUGGGGCGCUGAUCAGCGUGUUCCUGGCUGCCGCCUCUGUGUGAAAUCACAGCCUGCUGUGUUCCGAGGGGCCCCUCCGGCAGACAAGGGCAGCGUCUCCUGGUGGGUUUUGGCUGCUCAUUUUACCUCCGGAAUCUGCCUGGGCCUGAAAGAGAGAGGUCAGCAAGACAUUCCCACGGGCUGUCAGCUAUGUGACCUUCUCACCCCUCGGGGCUGCCCCUCCUCCACGCUGGUCCUUUUUACUCAUCUUCUUUGAAAUCUGAAGCCUCCGUGUAGACUUGCAGUGACGACCAGCCACCAGGAAUAAAUCCCAUAUUAAAACAAUAUUCCUUUUUAAAACUCUUCUGUCUUGUUAAAAGGUUAUCCUUGUUGCUUAUUAUAGGCAUUUCCAACAGGGCAGCCUGGAGGCCUCCAAGAAGGGAGAGCCUUUGUUUCCAGGAGUCAUUACAUUCAAAGAUGUCUUAACCCCAGAGGCCACUCUGCCUCUCUCUCCCCUUCCUAACAUCCCUCUAAAGCUCCAGACUGCAGAGUUCAGACUCUGUGAAAAGCUUCUUUCAUUAACAUAAGCCAUUAAUCGACUCUCCCUUGAUGUAAUUCAGGCCUGUGGAGGGGGGCAGUGGUGUGGGGGGCCGGUAGGAAGAGAGAGGAGAGUUCCCUGGGGAUGUGGGCUUAGGGCCAGAACAUCAGGAAAACUCAAACCAAAAACUGCACAAGUGGCAGGAGGAAGGAAAAUCGAUCAAGAUGAGGCGAGAUCUAUUAGAACCGUCUCAGCAGAGCAGCUAGAGAAACAGAACUCACUCUCACGUCUGCCUCCUGGCAUAUUAUUGGAGGAGAAAGGUAACAGUCAAACAGCCCACGCCAGUACCCUGUACGUUUGUCUUCUUCCAUAUGUAUGUGUCUCCCCACCUACCUACCCCUUGAUUUAUCUUCUUAAAAAAGACCUAUGCGGGGACCUGAGCAAGAUUCUUACUUGAAUGCGGCAGGUGCAGAAAUAACAGCGAAAGUAACAUGUGUGUCUCUGCCGACCUAUUCGAAAGAAAACUGGAAACGUGCACGAAUGUCGCUGUUCUAGUCUCCCCUAACAGUUAACUUUACUUACUGGACUGUUUUUCCUUUUACAAAUGUCUCACAUGUCUGUUAUAGUUCUAAAUGCAUAAAAUACCCAGAGCAGGGUUUACGUAGAGUUUUAUUUGAACCCCGGCUGGGGUCAGAAUAGGAGAAGCCAGCAGAACCCCAAACCCCACUUGAUGAGACCUGCCAUCAGGCAUCCCCUUCAGAGUGACCUUCCUUGACCUUGUCACCUAAUCCAAGCCUCCCGGGUGGCCCAAGAGGGAUCUUUUCUAACCUUCUGGACAGUCUGUGGUCACAAACCUUCUUGGCCACCACCUUUUCUCCCUUUCAUGUGGUUUUCCCUGCCCCCCUCCCACAUUCCUGUCACCUUGAUUUUGUACGAGAGAGCUCAAGUUCUUCCCCAAGUAUGCGGUGUGGCCUGUCGGGCUUGUUCUGGGGUUAGCGCGAUUGAGAUACAGCUGUGAGAUUAGACAGACACUCUCAGUCCCAUCAGUGCAGCAGGCCGUUGGCUCACAGACAUGCAACCAGCAUCUCAUUUCACCUGCAGGUGAAAGAAAAUGAGAGUAGGUGUGCGAAGGAAAGCCUAGGAAACAUCCCACUUGCUCCUCUAUUUCUCCUUUUCUUUCUAAAAUGUCCUUAUAGCCUUUUGAAUCAACCCAGAAUGCUCCUGAAUCCUAUUAUCAUUGCUGGGUCCUCUCAGUAGGGAAAAAACUCAUCUGCUCCAAACUGUAAGUCCUGUACCACAUAACACCCCAAGCAGGGGAUCUUACCCUGCACACGUUUAAUCUUGCCGCCUUGGAAGCCAGAGCCGGCAGCAGGGCUCAUCUUCCACCCAGAGGACUGACCCUGGGGGAUAAGUAGAUGGGUCCAAGCCCAAGCUCCAGCACUAACCAACAGUGAGACCCAGAUCUUGCUGAGGAGAAUGUAGGUCAUUGAACAUCUCUGGUCCUCAGUUUCCGCAUCUAGAGAGUAAAGGGUUGGGACCAGUUUGCUAUUGGGACUAGUUCGAGAUUCUAGAGGAUUUUCAGGAAAGUAGCUUUGUCUUACUCUCUACGGUCUUCUGAUGCUGAGCUCAUCUUUACAAGCACCAAAAGGGUUUAGUUUAGAAACUGAAAAAUUAGGAAAUAGGCAAUCAUACAAGAACUCAGGAAGCUGUUUGGGAAGCCCCUGUGGAAUAGGCGGGAACAUGGUUCCCAUGUUGUUUGUGCUGUCAGCUUCUCAGGGUCCUGAGCCUUAUCUCCAUCCACUGCUGGUCUGACAGUUACCAGUGCCUGUCCAGGAAAGGGCCCCACCCUGCCAGAUGUAGACAGUUAGAAGACACUCUGAUCACAGUACUAUCACAGGGGCUGCAUCCUAGAGCUCUCCUGACUACUCCAUCUUCUUCUUGAAACACGGUCUUAUGUAGGCCUGGGCCUUCAGAAACAGAGUUUUUAAGUGACUUCACCUGAAUUGGCAAAUGCUCCUUCAUUUACCAAUCUCACCAAAUCUAAGUUCAGGUCUGUCCCCAAAACUGCUUAGAUGCUUUUCUGUAUGUCUUGAGAUAUCAAGGGAGAGGCGAGAAAAGAAACGUAGUGACAGAAGGGACAGUCUAAGUUACUGAGAAUGUUCCAGUGAAGGGAUUAGGGCAAGUUGAGACCUUUCUAACCCUGGGAUCAUUUCAAAAGCACUCCGUGGAAAUAGCUUCUGAUUCCCUCUGCCAACCAAAAUAGAAUGUGAUACUCUCCAAUUUUUUUCUGUUGAAUAUCAAAAUGGCCUUUAACUAUUUCUUCAGUAAAGCACCUCACUUGUUUAUGCAUUAAAGGCUCUGAAGUCAGAAGUGUAUGAAUUUGGCCUUCACCUGACAUUGUAAAAAGACAGUUGGUUGAUUGUUAAGGUGCAUGUUGGCUGUAUGUUUGGUUUUCCAUUAACCCCCAUAUCAUGCUGAACUUAGUCCAGAUAUCAAACCUACAGAAACACCAGUCAGAUUGCAACAAUAAAGAGAAAGCUACACCACAGGGCACUCUGAAAUGGACUAUAUAUACAUUUUUUAUACUUUGGUUUCUGCCAAGCAAAGUGUGUUUUGAGAAACGCUUCUCUUGGAAUCUGUGUAACAUGGACAAAAUCGUAUCUUCUAGGUGUAUCGUGUGUCCACUGUUUCAGAUAUGGAGUGACAGUUCUCCAUAUGAUGUUCUUUUGCUCUGAAUCUUGACCAUUCCUCAAUCAAUACAAUGUAAAUAGUGUCUCACCAACCAGACACAACCAUUGGCAGGGCUGACUUCGGUCUUUCUCAAACAAGAGCUCAAUCCAGUUUAGUAAUCCCAGGACUGCGAGUUACAAGGAGAUAGUUCGUGGGCCUUAGUUUCAGGCUAGCAGCUCUGGGUCGGGAAGGAGCUGGGCAGAACAUUCCCUGACCUCUUGUCAUCUCGUGUGAUUACUCUAUUUAUUGAGCAACUGGCACGUGCUAGGUGGAGGUGCUGUGCUGUGCGCAGGUGGUUAGCCCUUGGUGGGACUUGAAUAAGGGCAGGGAAACGGGGAUGAAGGAGAAGCACCUGUAAUUGGGGGUCUCAUAUCGACUCCCUCCCCAUAACACAGCAUUGUUUUUCCAUAUUUGAAAGAAGUAAUAACCUACCGUGGACACUGCAGGAACUACUCAAGCUGGGAGUGUCUCUGACAGGAGGAGAAAGGCCCUCCGUUCCUUGGCCUUUGUUGAAAGAACUCCUAUCUAGUUUGUACUUGGAAAAGGAGAAAAAUGGAGCUGUCCAAGAGCCACGUCUUUAAAUGUCCUGGCAGGAAACCACGCUAAGGUAUUAUUCAAGGAAAAGAACCAUCAGCAAAGCUAGCCCCAACUUUGUAGAGGUGUUCAUUGUUAAAGUGCUUCUGGGGCAUCUUUUCAUGGCCUGAAACUGGAGGUGGGGGCUGGGAAGUGUGUUCCAGAGCCAGCAGUGCUGGGACUUUCUCUCCAGAGCAGAGUCAGCAAAUCCUGCCAUGUCCCUGGCCUCAGCUUCCGAGGGGGUUUCCUUUCUGACUUUGAAGGCUUGUGACAAAGUCAGUGGUCUACAGAUAACCUACAGUGGCUUUUCCCCUCCCUCCUUUCAGCAGAUAAGCCACCCGGAGAACAAGUUCUGACCAUCAGUAGCGAUUUUCAGAUUUCUGUUUAAAACCAGUGCUUGGUGUUGAAAAGUGUCCCGAAGCUGCAAAGGACCUUCAGGGUCUGGGGCCUGAGAGGGCAGAGCAGAGAGAGGGUGGUUGUCAGUGGCCCCUACUCUCCCCUCCCAGAGUCCCAAUUUCCUUUGUCACCCACUAGCUUUCUCGUCCUUACCUCCUCCAGUCAGGGCACACUAACUUCCUUUCUCUCCCUUCUGUUCCUCCCCCUUUCCUCCGUCACCUCUUGACUCCAGCUGUGUUGGAGAGCGAGGCCAGGCUUUACCGGGGCCCUUCGGACUAAGGGCUGUGCCGCCCCGUACGUGCUGCGGAGGCCCAGGGGAUGGAGAAAGGGGAGAGCAGGACUCGGUGCAGGGCUGUGAGCUCUAGACUUGGCUUUGACGCAGCUCCCUGGGCUGGGCAAGCUUUCCAACUGCUUCCCAACUCCUGCGCCUGAUGGGAUGGGCACUACUGGCCUGAGAUCUGAAGGAGGCCCAUGUCUGGGGCAGAAGUCUUAGAGCUCGACGCCUGACUCCUGAAAUGGAGGACGCUUGCAGCGAGGUCUCCAGAAUUAGUUGACCUGGGGGAGGUAGCCACAGCUCUCCAUGCCUGCGAUGGUCCUACUUGGUGCUGAGGGCUGGGUGCUCCACUCAGAUUUCAAUGCUGAAAUUGCAGAGGUCGUCCCCUCUCUGCCCACCCCACCACCCUGGUGCUCCCUUCAAGCCAAGGGGGCCCAGAACCAGGAGGAGGAGAAAGCAGCCCUCAGCCCUCUGUUCAGACUCAGACAGGGGUUGACACUGAGCUAGUGCCUCGGCUAGAAGCUGGGGUGCUGAGUCCUAAGCAGCUUGCAGGUGCCCGGAGUGUCUGCUCAUGGGGGCCAAGUCAUCGAAAGCCUGUGGUGUGCAGGAGCAGGCACAGAUCAGUUCCUCAGAGCCCUUUGUUUCAGGAAUUUUGUGAGCCAGUUGAGAAACAGCCAUUAUUAAAAAUUAAACUAUGUAAACUUACAAUUAAAUGAUAUUUAAAAACAAAGGUAAUAAGCAUUCAAAACUUUCUAAUUAUUUUACUGCAUUUACUGCAUAGCUAUGUCCUUGAGGUAGUCUACACCUAUUGUGUCUGCCUGGUAGAAAUACUGUGUGAUGCUGGGCUACUGAACACGUCUUUCCAGCUGCAGGCUCAGUGACGUCACCCUGGUAGCUUGAAAUUGGCCAUGGUGGGAGUAUGUACUCCAUGGAUAGUGACAAAGGCUAGAAAUCAGACUCCUCCCCCUGGACAGUGGUUUGCCUGCACACCACCACCUGAAGUCCUGGCCAGUGCGUGGCCCCCCACCGCACAGCCCCAGGUCACGCCAGGUCGAGUCCUGUGGGUUUGGUUUGGAGGCCAGCACUGUCCACAAAUGCAAGGAAAAGACUUAGCAAGUCCAGACUCGUGUCGGUUCACAAAGGGUUUCUUCCUGUAUUUGUUCCGAUUCAGAGUGAGACCCGCAGUGCAGAGAGUCCACCACUCUCUAUGUGUAUUGUUCCUUCGGGGAGGAUGUACAGCAAAUUGGCUAUUUUACGCUGUGCAAACAAAAAUAAAUUUGUUUGAAGUUACAGUAUUUCCCCCCUCAUACCCAAGCAGGCAUUGAAGAAGGAAACUCCUUGCUUUUGACAUUCACCAGGCCUGCCUGGAUAGAACUGGACAGAUUGCCUUCAUCUCAUUUCCUCUGUUAUUGUUAUCCAUUAAUUGUACUGAAUCUAUGUCCUAAAUCAAACAGGAAAAAAAAAAAGAAUUGUUCUUUUUGAUGAGUGCUUUCACAGCAACCAAAAUGCGGUUAUGUUUCCUUGUCCUGAAGCAGGAACAUAUUGAACAGACCGUAUGUCCUUCACUAAUGUCUGGAUACUGUAAAUAAAAUCCUAGGAGCGUUUUUCUUUCAAGUGAACCUCCAUUUUGGACACACGCUAAACGAACCAUCCACUCUCCUUUGCAAUGAGACCUUGGCAGUGGUCCUCUCCUUGAUUUUGGUGUCUGGGUGUUUCAUUUUGUCUCUUUUCUUUUCUGUUUUUACUGCUCUGUAAGCCCUUCCGCUAUGAAUGUUCCCAUUACCCUAAGUGUACUGUAUAUAUGUGCUGCAUGUGUGAACCCCAAUAGAUUCUGUUUCAGGUUUCUGGAGUUUUCAUCUUCAGUACAGCUGGUCCUGUUGUGAACUCAUCUUUCUGGUAUGCUCCUCUGUGUCAUUUUCCUGCCGUAUUGCCAAAAUGUUUGACCAAGUGUGUUUUAACAAAUGCCCGAGACGGCCAUGCAUAUCCUUGUGUGAGGGCAUGCUUCGUGUGGGAUGACUCGUGCGCAGCGUAAAUCUCUCAACUGUGGAAGUGUGUGUACAUUUGUGUGCCAGGCACCUAACAUUCAUGUAACAGCUGCAAAGAUAUUUAACGGACAUCAGAGUAAUAAAAGAGCAUUUUUUGCUCCAUUAUAUUCAAAUAAAGAUUGCUGUGUGACUGACUUCCCUUCCAAGCAUGAAUUGACCCUUAAAAAAAUAAGUACUGUUUUUGACGUUCUUGGGCAUAAAGAAAACCUGUUUCCCUUGA